AAAAAAUGUCAAGAAUAACGAAGCAACUUUUGCUUAUUUUUCUAAGUGUUUCUGAAUUUUUUAAUUUUGUAAGCAGUAAUUCUGAAAAUUCUUCAUUAAAAAUUAAAGAAUUAGUGAAUAAUUACGGAUAUCCAUUUGAAAUUUAUCAUGUGGAAACAAAAGAUGGUUACAUUCUAGAAUUACAUCGAAUACCAUACAGUUUUCGAAGAAAUCAAUCAGAAGAAAAGAAAUCUGUCGUUUUUCUCAAACAUGGAUUAGCAGAUAGUUCAGCCGCAUUUUUAUUUGCGGGACCAAAUGUGUCGUUAGCAUAUAUUUUAGCAGACAAAGGUUAUGAUGUAUGGCUAGGAAAUCAUCGUGGUAAUUCUUUCAGCAGAAAACAUAAGAUUUAUAAGGAAACAAAUCACAAGUUUUGGAAUUUUAGUUUACAUGAGAUUGGAUUAUAUGACAAUACAGCAAUGAUUGAUUAUAUUUUAUCAAAAACAAAUCAAAUGAAAUUGUUUCAUGUUUGUCAUUCAGAGGGAUGUGCAGAAUUUUAUGCUAUGACUUCCCUUAAACCAGAGUACAAUGAUAAAAUUAGUUUAUCUAUUAAUUUGGCACCUGGACUUUUAUUUGGUCAUUCAACAUUAAGAACAAAAAGUUUUUUCACAUUAUUUUAUAUCUUCAAGGACUUUUUUGAUUAUUUUGGACAUAUAAAGGUACUUGAUGGAAAUUUAUUGCUUAGAACCAUAACACACAUAUUCUGUAGGCCCGAAUCAUAUUUACAGUUUCUUUGUGAUUUUAUAAUUAACCUAAUAUACGGAUUUGACAAAUUUAAUUUUGAUCCGAUUCUUCUACAUAAAUAUUUGAAUUACUAUCCUGCUGGAGCAUCAAGUAAACAAGUUAUGCAUUAUGCAUCAUCAGUGUUAAUUUUUGGUGCUUUUAGGGAAUAUGAUUAUGGAAAGAAAAAAAAUAUAAAAGUAUACAAUGCCACACUUCCUCCAAAAUAUCCUCUGGAUAAAGUAACAGUACCAGUAAUAAUUUAUUACGGUGACUCUGAUAAUUUGGUGACAGUAAAGGAUGUUGAACAACUUUUAAAAUUAGUUCCCAAUUUAAUAAAAAAGAAAUUAAUUAAAGACUACAAUCACAUUGAUUACUUUGUAAAUAAAAACGCUGGUAAAUUGAUUUAUGAAAAUGUUUUACAAAUUUUUCAAAAUUAUACAAAAUAAGUAAUUGAAAAAAGGAAAUUAUCAUUUUUUAUUUGUAUAAUUUUUAACUAAUUGAAACGUACAAUUUUUUUAAAAUUACAGUUAUAUUAAUUUUUAAAUACUUUAUCGUAAUUUAUCGUCUUGAGUGAAAAAUAAAAAACAUUUAUGCAAUGCAUUAAACGAGUUCUGUAUAACAAGAACUUAAUAUGUAAUUGAACUAAAUAAAAUUGUAAUUUAAGUAAAGUAAUUUUUCUAACUUUUACUAUGCAUACCCAAAUUAUUUUCAUGAACUGUAAAAAUAGUAUCUAAUGAUCACAUUAAUAAUAAUAGUAAUAAUGAUCCGAGGCGAAGAAGAAAAAGUAAGAGGAGGCACCUCUUGUCAAAAAGAUUGUGAAGGUGACGGUAGCGCUAAAUCCUAAGCAAACCGAUAAAAAGAAAGCGACGAGUGGAUCUAUAAUGGUGAUCAGCAACAGGAAUCACGUAUGCCGACGUACUGAGCAAACUUUGGAAGGAAAUGAAUCCGGACAUCAGCCACACGCAGGUCGUGGAUGCAAGGCUACAAUAAAGGGAGAUCUCCUGAUCAAAAUCGGAGGAUAUUCUAAUAAGGAGGCAUUCACUGCUGAGGUCACCAAAGCAGUUGGAAGCAUAGGGAAGAUCUAGACUGUGGAGGAAGUGCUCCAGAAACCAGGAAGCAGGAAGGUGACGGUCCUAGGAUCCAAACGACAAGGAAUGAAUCUCACAGUUGUAGUUACCAAUCCAGAGGAGGCGGAGAGGCUGGAGUAAUUGGGACGCAUAAGGAUUGGCUUUAGGUGUUGCCCAACAAAAAGAAGAUUCAUGGUCGUUCGGUGCCUGGCGUCCGGCCAUAUAGUAAGAGUUUGUGAGGCAGCGGAUAGAUUGACUGCGUGCUUUAAGUGCAGUGAAAUUGAUCAUAAGUUUGCAAACUGCAGUAGAAGCCCAAGCUGCUUCUUAUGUAGAGAAAAGUAUCAGAACAAAAACGGUUAUCUCCACAUAACCUCGGAGAACCGUGCUUCAAGUAUUGGAUACCAAGGGUUAUACAGUUUUCACACUUCCCUCGUAAAAAAUUAAUAAUAACAACAAUAAUAGUAAUAACCUUUUGGCCCUUUCUAAAGCCAAAUUAAUUUCCGGAUAAGCUAUUUUCUCCUACCAAUUUUCCCUGAUGUCUCUCCAGAAUCAUUCCCUCUAGAAAGUUACCCAUCGUAUUCAAUAAACUGUGACGGGAAAAUAUUUCUUGACAUGAUUUUGAGAAAUAAUAAAUCAAAUAUCUUAGGAUAAGGGUUAGGGAAAAAGGUCAAUAACUCGUCCCUGUGACCUUACAUCGAUCUAAGCGCCAAUAGUUCAAUAUAUUGGCGCAUUGCCGAAAAUCGUCGGGUCCGUUCCUCACUCUUUGUCCGUACGUCUUAUUGUAUGUUGGGAGUAUAUCUCAUUGUGUGUAUUAUAUCAAAUUAUAUUGAAAUUAUUGGAUCAAUUAAAUAUUAAAAUUGUAUGGAACUUGAGGAUCGACGUUAUCCAAAAUUAUUAUCGUAUUGUUUGAACGAAAUUUAGGAAAAGAGUCGAUAUUUGAUCAUUAUUCAUCAGACACAGCCCCAGCAACUCUGAACCCGGUCGCGCUGGGUGAGGAAUAAUUUUAACUUUGAUCAUUUAUUCUUAUUUUAUUAUAUUUCCUCUUAAUAACAAAUUAUUCCGUC
This is a messenger RNA of Leptopilina boulardi, 2890 nucleotides long. RefSeq names its product lipase 1-like. Gene Ontology annotation, molecular function: hydrolase activity, acting on ester bonds. Lineage: Eukaryota; Metazoa; Arthropoda; Insecta; Hymenoptera; Figitidae. The transcript is spliced from 9 exons. Bases 6 to 1205 code for a protein of 399 amino acids. The record is from RefSeq and is a predicted model, not a curated record. Gene Ontology annotation, biological process: lipid metabolic process.